Parasteatoda tepidariorum (common house spider) is the source of this 7189-nucleotide messenger RNA. RefSeq names its product late secretory pathway protein AVL9 homolog. The record is from RefSeq and is a predicted model, not a curated record. Gene Ontology annotation, cellular component: cytoplasm. NCBI's taxonomy places the organism in Eukaryota, Metazoa, Arthropoda, Arachnida, Araneae, Theridiidae.
UGGAUAAAACAUGCGCCUGAAGUAUUCAAUACUACAAAACCAUGUUUUUAGUUCUGGUAUUUCACACUAGUAUCUUGAAAUGCUUGUAGAAAAGCACAGAAGUACCCUAGUUUAGGGGUUUUGAAAUAGAAAUUGACAAUUUUCGAUAGCACAGAAAGAAAUUUUACGUUUGCAGGAUGAAUUCACUCUUAAGAAUUUAAAGAAAUAUUAAGUUUUUAUAGUUAUCUUCUGCAAUGUCAGAGGUUAUCAACCUAAGCUGUGAUACUCCUAUCAUAAAUGUUUUUGUUGUUGGAUUUCAUCAUAAAAAAGGAUGUGUAGUGGAAUAUUCAUACCCUCCUCUUUUUGAGGGGGAAAAUGUCAAAGGUAGUGAUCUCCCAGAACCUUGGAAACACUUGCCGACUCUUGCUUUACCUGAUGGGGCUCACAAUUAUGAAGAAGACACCAUAUACUUUCACUUGCCAUCACUGGAAAACCCUCAACAGACAGUUUUUGGAAUCUCAUGUUAUCGCCAAAUGAAUGCGGAGAAAUUACUCAGAAGAAGCUCUGAUAUCACAAGAGAAACUGUUCAAAAAAGUGUAUGUGUUCUGAGUAAAGUUCCUUUGUAUGGAUUGAUCCAAGCAAAAUUAGAACUUAUAACUCAUGCAUAUUUCGAUGAAAGAGAUUUCAGUAAAGUGUCUCUGUUAGAAGAAACUUUUAAGAAUUUAAAUAGCUCUUUACCCAAAGAUUUAUCUGAUGGCCAUCAAACAUUUUUAGGUCUUUCUGUUCGAGACUUUGUUUUGAGGUUUAAACAUAAAGCUCUACUUUUAUUUAAGCUUUUGUUAUUGGAAAGAAAGGUGUUAUUCUACAAAGCUCCUGUAAAAAAUUUAUGCUCUUCUCUUCUUACUCUAUGUUCAUUAGUACCAGGAAUGAUUGAAAAAGGUCUUACUGAAUCAGCAACAUUUUGCUCUGCUAGAACUACACCAUUGUUAACAAUCACAGACAAAGAAGAUUAUCUAGAAGUAUCUUAUAGAGAUAAUAACAAUGAUCUAUGUGAAACUGGUGAUGGCUCAGUAUUGUCAAAUGAUAAAGAAGAAUCUCUUAAAUUUAAAAAUGAACAUGGGGAAAAUUGUGUAGGAAGUAGUGAUAAAAAUUACGAAACUAAAACAGAUAAUCCAAAUGAAUUAAAGUGUGUUGCUUCUAGACCUAAGACACUCAAUACUAAAAAGCUUGGGUUUGCUGACUCGGAAGCUUCUAGUAAAGGUUCCAGCCAGAACAGUAGUGAUACAGAGGGAGAUAGUUGGGUGAAAGUCAACCACCUGACCCCUGAAAUCGGCUCAAGUGCCACCAGUAUGACCUCUUCAACUUGUACAGAGACUAGGAUAAAUGAGGAGGACAAACUCGCCCGCUCCAUUAGUCAGCUUCUGGAUAGUGAUGAUAAAGCUAACUUAACAAAUUCCUCUCUGAAGUUUCAAGAUGAUGUAAAUGAUUCGAAUCCAGAAAAUCAGGGGAUACAAAAUUUCAUUCCUGCCAUAAAUGAUGGCAUAUCAAACAUUAUGUCUUCAUUAAGAGGUAGUAAAUCAUCUGUUUUACCUUCAUCUGCUGCUGAACAAACAAAUGAGAGUGAAACUAGGAGAUGGAGUACUUCAAAUUCUCAAAAGCAAGAUUCAGUGGAAUCUAUGAAAAACAAUACAAACUUUAUUGAUCUAGAGUUAGAUGAAUGUGGCUUGCCUCUCUCCAUAUUUACAAAGGGAAUGCUUUGCCAUCCAUAUUUGUCCUUGCCUUUUUUAGACCUUUUAAAUGAUCUCAGUGUUCGAGGCUGCCUAGUGGGAGCAACAAAUAUUCUAUUUAAACAAAAGAAACAUCUGUUUGAUGUCAUUGUGGAGGUGGAUGAUGGUAAAGUUGAAAUAGUUGAUCCAGAUUUAAAAAAGCAAUUAAAUUUGACAACUGAAGACUUAAGAUUUGCUGAUCAUCUAGUUCGACAUGUAAUGGAAGAUAAACAUGAUGUUUUCCUAGAUGGUACUGGAUGGGAAGGUGGUGACGAAUGGUUGAGAUCACAGUUUAAAUUAUACCUUUUGAGUGUUAUGAGAACAUCAGAAAUCGAAACAACUGGAAAAGAAGGAGAGUCUUUCAACCUUUCUUUUAUGAAUGCUUGGAAAUCCACUCAUAAUUACAAAAUUUGGAAUGCUAGCAAUCAUCUAGGAAUUUUAGAAUUGAAUCCUGGUCACCCAUUUCAAGGACAAUUAAGCAUGGCAGACAUGAAACUAAAAUUCUCCCACACCAUGCAAAGUACAGAAAGAGGCCGACGCAUUAAUACUGCUGUGCUCAAUACAGGAAAAGCUGUAGUUCAAACUGGGAAAGCUGUAGGUGGUGCGCUCACUAGUGCAAAGUCAGUGGUAUCCUCCUGGUGGACUAGCCUUAACGUUCCAAACCCACAGGACAAGCGGAGUGAAGAAGAAAUUGACCAAAUUAGUCCAACACAGGAAGACAAAAUACAAUACAGGCUAGAAGAAAUAAAUGAUUAGUUUUCAUUUGAAUUUUUUUAUGUUCCUUUUAUUAUUGUAUAUAUAAUCUGUACAAGUCAAGUUUGUAAACUUAGUUCUACAGUAUCUCUAAAACUCAAAUCUACGUGUUCUCAUGUCAUAAUUUAUUUAUAAAAAAGAAUUCUCUUGUACAAAGAUUUAUUUGCUUUGCUGUUUUUACACUACAUAUUAGUAAUGCUGCAUUCCCCACACUUUUUUUCAUAUGUUAUAAAAUCUGAAAAAUCUGCUUAUAACAGUUUUGAAAUUAAAAACCUAAGAUUCAAUUUAACUUUCUGUAUACUGUGUAGAUUUAUGAAUGUAAUAUAGAACUAAUUUGGUUCAGAUCAGAGUCAGUAAAAUUUUGCUUCAGAUCCUUCCAUAGGAAUGCUAUUGGUGAUGGUGGUAGUGAGUGAAGAAAUCCAAAUAUUUCAUAGAGAACUUCUAAUGUUAUUUAGAAAUAGAUUAGAAAUUGCUUUGUUUAUUUCAUUUUAGAAUCAGUAUUAUUUGUGAGUGUCCUUGAUCAUAUUAAUUGUUAUGUAAGAAAAUGUUUCCAUGCUCAACAACGAAGAAAUAAAUGCUUCUUAUGAAUUAUUUAUGUUGCUUAAGUUUACGGCAUAUGGCCAUUUAAAAAUUGCUUUCAUUGUAUCAUUUUGUUCUAAACCAGUUAAUAGAUGGAUGGUUUAAGCAAUAGUUGAGUUUAAACAAUAACAAGUUUCGAAAACCAUAACAGAAUCUUGGAAAUUUAUGGUGUAAAUUGGCUUAAUAUUCUAGGAAAUAGCUGCAAACACUGUAGAUUAUCUGCCAUCUAUGAAGAAAAAAAAACUGCUACCGAGACAGUGUCUGCAGAAGUUUCCAAAAAAAUGUUAAUAUUUUUCAGCGAAAUUUCUACCGGGAUUUCGCAAUAAUUUGUCUGCAAAAGAACUCUGCAGUGAUAACUCAGAAAAUUGUCUUCAAAAGAACUUAAAUUCUUUCAAAAUCUUUGCAGAAAACUUGCAAUAUUAAAGAAUAUUCUGUAGUUAAUUUUCACGGAAUGAUAUGCAUAUUUAAGCUGCCAGAGUCAGUAGCUAUCAGCGGCUAUUGAAACAACUAGGACAAUACUACUCUAAAAAAAUGUAGCUGGAUAUGUGUCUUUAUACCGGUUGUAAUCAUCAAAAUAAAAAUUUUAAUUGCUGUCUUGUUACUUAAAUGUUUUAGAUAAACAGAUAUACUCCUUUUUACUUUUUAAGUACAGUUUGAUGUGUUUAAAUUUAAAUAACAUGCAUUUAAAUUUUUAUCUAUUUUAAAUUUGCAAACUAAAAUUUUGUUAGGAGUAUGUUUGAUUAAGCCUUAUUUUUGCAAUUAUAAUCUCUAUUUGAUUGUGUUUGGGUUGCAGACAAAUUUUGAUUUAUGAAGAGGAUUCUACAGAUUGGCUCAGUAAAUUUCUGCUCCUGGGAGUGCAAGUGUUACCAUGUUUUGAAUGACAUCUUCUGUUUUAUUUUUAAUGUUUUCAGCUAUAGUUAAGUGAAUUUACAAAUUGAAUCAUAAAUAACAUGAGUCAAUAGACAAAACAAUUAUAGUAUAGGAUGGUGUGUUUUUUAAACUUAAACAUAAGAAAGAAUCAGAUGUAAUAAUACAUAAUACUUAUUAUGAAUUUUAACCACUAGUUCAACACUUAUAUUUAGCUUUAUGUGAUGAACUAUUCAUACAGAUGAGUUACUGAGAAUUAGGAAUAUUUCUGUACUCUAAAGAAUUAUCGAAGUUUUCAGGCCCAUAUGGUACUAUAAAUUUACUAUUAAUUGUUAAAAAAUACAAAUUGUUAAAAACAAAUUAAACUGAACAGUUAAGAGAUUCUGUGCACACUUUUUUAAAAAAACAUUUUGUAUGCUUCAAAAAUUGUUGAAAAUAUUUCAGUGUGACCAUUGUAUAAUUUUUAUUUAAAUCUUCUAAAGAGUGGUUCAAGUUACAUUGUUUAUACAAUAUUCUUUAUUUAAUUAAUGCAAUAUAUAUAUUAAGUCUCUAAAUAGAUUGAUAUAGAAAUAAAUUUCACAAGAGAACUAAAAUUAUCAAUUUCUAUUUAAAUAUAGCUAAACAAAAAGAAUUUACAUUUAACAAAAGAAAUUAUAGCUCAGCCUUCGCUUUGAUUUAUUUCAUCGUUUUGAGUUACUUGAAUUAGUAAAGUAUGUUAUCAAAAUAAUGUUUUAAAAAAAUGUUUGUUUUUGCAACAUAUAUCUAUAUACAUGUAUGAAGUCUGUAUAAAUACAAAGAGGUUGGAUUGGAGCAAUCUAAUGAUAAAACUCCAUUUUUUAAUAGUUCGAGAAAACAUUAUUGACAAGCACAAUGUUCAUGUAAUAAGAUGUUUCUAUGUGUUGUGCUGUUAUCUAAUGAAAACUCUGAAAACAUGUCUUAUCUAAAAGCAAUUAUAAAUUAACAGUAAAAAUGUCAACUUUGUCCCCGGCAAUUGUCUAAUUACCGCUUUUUUUGCUCCUGAGCACAGCUUUAAAGAAUAGCUGAAAAUGUGAUUUUUACUUUGAAAUAUGUAUCUUUAAGAAUAAAAAAAACAUAAAUGCUAUAAAAUAUUUUUGUUUAAAGUUUAAUAAACUUUUUUAGUUAUAUUUUAAUUGCAUAAAAUUUUAAUCUUCUGCAUAUUGUAGGAUAUUUUUAUUGUGCAUUUCCUUUACGCUUACUUAAAACAGAAUCAACUAGACUCAAAUAAGAGAAAUUAGUAUCUAAAUUUAAGCUUCUAAAAUGCUAUUUCAAUCGAAUUCCUUUCUUUUCUUAUGAUAUUUCAUUGUAAAUUAAAACUCCUACUAUAGUUGUACACUGUCAGUCAUUUUGUUAAGGCAUGCAAACAGAGAAAUUCAAUCUUAAACUUUAAAGUGAUAAAAUUGUACCAAAUGCUGUCCGAUAUUUUGGAUGCCGGUUUUAAGGGGAUAUUGUGUCGAUUUCUUUAAUUUUCUCAAUAUUAAUUUAUUUCAAAAAUUUUAACUGUUUUCCAAUGUCAAUAUAGUGGCAUCUACCAAGAAAUAUUUAAAAUAUAAUAAAAAAAAGUUAAUGUUGAUUUUUUGUGCACAUAAGUUUUUUUAAAAAUUAAAAAUUGACAUAUUUCAUCUAAAAAGCAGACUAUGUUGUAAUGUGGAGGAGGGGUACAAUUAAAUAUGAUGAUGUAAUCACUAAUCUAAUACCCAUGUCUAAGACCUUCCUUUGUAAAGGAAAUGUUUUAAUUUUUAAAACACUUAUGCUUAGUAGAUACAACCUCACAGGAGUAAUUUUUACUUGUCAGAAUAUUUUAUUACAAGCCCAACUAUGAGCAAUCCUUUUAUAAACUUUGAUAAAUACAGUCAAGAUUAAAUUAUAAUAUACAUUUUCAUUCAUCACAUUUUGUUCUUUUUCUUUUUAGUUCCAUUUGGCACAUAACCUUUCAAAGAUCGUGUUGUUUUAGAUAAGAGUAUGUUGAUAUCAUGCAUUCCAAUCAUUUCAAUUAAAAUUGUGCAUUCAUUACUUAACAAAUUUAAUAAUUGGUGCUUUUGGGAAUUUGUAUGAAAUAGUGUGAGUGUUUUGUAUGGAAUGUUUCAUUGUCUUCGUACAGCUAUAGAGUGUGAGCGUUCUUAUUUUUCGUAGCUUCGAACUAAUUUGCAUACUAAUUAUAACAGAAGUAAAAUUGUGUCAUUUUUAAAGUUUCACAGGCUUUAAGUAGUAUUUAGGAAUUAAGGAUUUUAGCCAACAUGUAAUGGAAAUAUAAACACAUCUGUGAGUUUAACUUGUCAAUACUGAAUAAUUGAGCACUAGAUUUUAAGUAUCGCAUUCAUCAAAUUAUGAAGAAAAAAUUAAUUUAAAAAAAGUCAUUAAAUUACUAGUGAGAUUUUAUGUAAAGUUCUCUAAACUCUAAUAAUUUUUAAAUUUAAAAUUGUUAUUUCCUAUUGUAUCUGUAUUGGUAUUCUAAUGAUAAAAAGCAUGUAGAGCCAAUAUUUUUUUGUAUAACUCUAUGUGGAUAUUAUAUAAAGAAAAAGCACAAUACUCCAAUUAUGAUUACAUAAACUUUCAAAGUACUCAAAUUAGCAGAUUUUAAAUAAUAUUUUAGCAAAAAUUUUAUAAAAAUAUCACUUAAAUCGGAAACAAUUUCUAAAUCUGAAGAUGCCAAUUAACCUCAUCUUACUUCCUGCCUGUAGUCAUUAGUACUUUUGUGAAACUGUAAAAAGGUACUAAAAUGUAAAAUUUUCCAUAAUAAAUCUUAAAAUAUUUAAAUGAUUUGGUUUUAAAAAACAGAUCAGCCAAUUUUUUUUAACCCUCCAAGCAUUGAGCCUGUGUACAAAAUUGUACUGAAAUUUCCCUCCCAUUUCUACUUUCCUAUAUUUAAUAACAUGAAUAAAACCAAUUUUGAUGCAGAAAACCUGCAGCUGUAAAUUUGGAAAUAGCUGUGUUUAUUGCUCAUGGGAUAAUUUAAGCAUAUUAACCCAUAAAUUUGGGUUCAUUUAAACUGUUUCUUCAACAACUCAGAUUGUUAAGAUAUGUCAAAACCAAUUGUCGCAUUUCCCUUUUAUUUCUCCAUUGUUUUGGAGUACUUAACUUAAUGUACCAUGACAUAAAAUGAGUUUUCUAUUUAUGAUUGUUUUAUUGAAGCAUAUAUUUGUAUAUUUCACUGUCAUGUUCAAUGGUGCAAUUAUUGUUUCCAAAUGCUGGUCAUUUGUUUUAUAAUAAAUAGUUUGCUUUACAAA